Molecule: messenger RNA, 12018 nt
Organism: Phaethon lepturus (White-tailed tropicbird)
Lineage: Eukaryota; Metazoa; Chordata; Aves; Phaethontiformes; Phaethontidae
Gene: DNAH7
Product: dynein, axonemal, heavy chain 7
Exons: 63
Biological process (GO): microtubule-based movement
Cellular component (GO): dynein complex
Molecular function (GO): dynein intermediate chain binding; calcium ion binding; ATP binding
Source: RefSeq, a predicted model, not a curated record
CCCAGUCCAAGUGGCAAAGGGAAGUUUGCAAAGAGAACAGUGAACUUACUACCACAGUUGUCUCAGGCAAGGUCUAAACCACUGUGGCAACAGACUUGUCCUUCAUUCCAUCUGAGCAAAGAACAAAAAGAUGACAAGUCAGAUGAGUUUACUGUAAAAAAUGAGUAUUCACCUGGAGAAUAUUUGAAGGCGAGGUGCAAGAGACACAAGAUUCAGGAUUCUAGAGGUAGUGAAGCAGGUGCUGGACCAUAUCCUCCUACAUUGCAGAGCAGCAGUCAUCUGAAAAAAACCCAUGAAAGUUUCAGAAGUGCUCUUGUUGACAUUAUAUUGCAGCAAGAUCUUACUGAAGGACAGAUUCCAUCCCUUGAAGGAACCCAGCCUCCAAGAGCAGAUUCUUCUACACCAAUAGAGAAAGAUAUUUUGAAAUACUACUAUUACAUUCGUCAUGGAAUUGAUACAGCAAAUGUGGCCCCAAUGGAUGAAUCAUGGCUAGACCACAUCUUAGCUUUAAUUCCACAGCAUCUGAAAGUAUUUGAUGAAAGUAUACAUUCACUGACUGAUGAAAUAAAAGAUGACUAUCUUCUGAGUGUAAAAAAGGCUAUAGUUGACUUUGUUCUAAGAGACACCAGGGAAAAAGAUGAAGACAAGGAGAAAGAUUUUCUUCUGCCUCAUCGUGCGGAACUAGAAGUAGUGCCAAAACCUUGGAACAAGUCUUUCUUGUCAGCGUGCAGUUACCUGAAAGAAAAUUUACAUGCAAUAAAUCCUUCAAUGCUUGCUGUUCUGAACUUAUGGGAGACCUCGUUUAUAAAUUUACGCCUUUUUGAUACGGAAAUAUUUCACAAUAAACAAGAAGCUGAGGAAUUCUCACUUUUCCAGAAUAAAGUCAUGAAGGAAAUUGGAAAAUCCAAAGUGAUUCUAUCUAAGAAGUGGUUUCCGGAAGUGCAGAAAAUCUUUUACCAAGGUAAUAAACAAAAACAAGUACCCAGCAAUGCCAGCAUCACUAAAUUAGAGUCUUUCUUCAGUUGUGCUGCCACUUUAAUGACUCGUCAACUGCAACAUUUGCUUUUACAUUCAAUUCAAGACUUUACAGAUUUAAUUGUUCAACCUGCAAAAUCAGUCCAAGCCUACAAACACCCAGGUUUAAUCCUGAGGCUAACUCUUCAGAAUGAUAGUAUUAAAUUUGAACCUGACUUUAAUGUCUACGAGGACAUAUUACUGAAUAUUUAUACUGUUAUGAUUCAAGCUGUCAGUGAUAUACCAAGAGUUGAGACCAAAUUAUUUUCUAAGUGGCCAACAGAUGAGUCCUCAUCAAGUGUCUUGAAGCCUGUUAUCCUAGAUGAGAUCUUGGAUGAACAUAAGAAAAGGAUCAGAGAAGAAAUUAUCAAAGAAAGUGCUUCACCUGUAGAACAUCUCAAGCUGUAUGAUAAGUACAGCUUCCUGAUAAACAAACAAGCUGAACAAGAUAUCGAUCAGUUCCUGACAGAGGAACACACCUUUGAAGAAAUGAAAAGGGAAGUUAUAAAGUACCGGAAACUUGCUAAGGAAAUAAAAUAUACUUCUAGGAAGUAUCUCCAUCUAGGAAUGUUUGAAUUGCAUUGUGAUGAAUUAAUAAGCGCUUUGGUAAAGCGAGCAGAUAAUAUUUGUGAAAAAGUUAUUUCCAAGAUGUUCAAAGAUCACCAAGACAUAAAUGUGAGAUUAUGUGAUGAGUUUGAGAGAAUAUCAGAAAAAGCUCUUACUACUCCAUCUAAUACACAGGAGCUAAUGGAACUUAAGGCCUGUAUGCAGAAAAUGGAAACAUGUGAUAUGCUCGAAUUGGAGCAGAAAUUAGUGGAUACUGUAAAUUAUGUUGCUUUCCUGAUAGAAUGUGUCAGUUUUCCGCCAGCAGACAUUCGCCUGAACAGUAAUGUUUUUCAAUGGUAUGCACGAAUGCCAGAUAUCUUUGAAGAGCACAGAAAGAUAAUUAAAGAAAAAACAGAUCAAUUUCAAGAUGGUCUUAAGAUACGCUGUGAACAAUUUGUUGAGGAACUGAAAAGCUACUCUAAGCAGGUUGAAGAACUUAGCACAUUUGGCGAUAUUCAGGAAGUCAACAGGUAUUUGAAGAAAGCUCAAGUGUUAAAUACAAAAUUGGAUCUUGCUGCUGAUAAGAUUGAUCAGUUGAAUUCAGAAGAAGAGGCUUUUGGAUGGCCAGUAUCUCAGUACCCUCAGCAUAAAAACAUCCGUAAUACUCUUGCUCCGUAUCUUCGUCUCUAUGAUAUGACUGUUGAAUUCAACAGAAAACACAAAGACUGGACAGAAGGAUCAUUUACAGAAGUGAAUCCAGACAAAGUAGAGGUGGAUGUAGGAAACUACUGGCAUGCACUGUAUAAACUAGAAAAAGCCUUCCACGAUUUUCCAAAUGCAUUAGCGAUAACAAGACAGGUUAAAUCAAAAGUAGAGGAAUUCAGAUGCCACAUUCCUCUAAUUCAGGUGAUUUGCAAUCCUGGUUUGCAAGAAAGACACUGGGAAGAGAUGUCAAAAAUUGCUGGUUUACCACUGUCUCCUUCUGAGGACUCAAAUGUCUUGUCAUAUAUUAACUUGCAUCUUGAACCAUUUCUAGAAAAGUUUGAGACCAUCAGUGAAACAGCCAGCAAAGAACAUUCACUUGACAAAGCUUUAACGAAAAUGAUUGCUGAAUGGGAUCAAAUGGAGUUCACUCUUCUGGCCUAUAGAGAAACAAGAACCCAUAUUUUGUCAUCUGUAGAUGAUAUUCAGAUGCUAUUGGAUGACCACAUUGUCAAAACUCAGACUAUGAGAGGAUCUCCAUUCGUUAAGCAUUAUGAAAAGAGAAUAAGGGAAUGGGAAGGAAAACUGUUGUUGGUACAAGAGAUCCUAGAUGAAUGGCUGAAGGUUCAGGCUACUUGGCUUUAUUUGGAGCCAAUUUUCAGUUCUCCUGACAUCAUGGCUCAGAUGCCUGAGGAAAGUAGGCGAUUCAGUAGUGUGGUUAAGACGUGGAAAGACUUAAUGAAAUCAGUUUUUCAGGACAAACAUGUACUGACAGUAGUAAUAAUAGACAAGAUGUUGGAAAAACUGCGGAAGUGCAAUGAACUUCUGGAGCUAAUUCUCAAGGGACUUAAUGAAUACCUAGAGAAGAAGCGCCUGUUUUUCCCCAGAUUCUUUUUUUUAUCUAAUGAUGAACUCCUUGAGAUUCUUUCAGAGACCAAAGAUCCUACUAGAGUACAACCUCACUUGAAAAAGUGUUUUGAAGGAAUUGCAAGAGUAGAAUUUACUGAUGUAUUGGAUAUUACACACAUUAAAAGUAGUGAAGGAGAGACAGUGGAACUCAUAGAGACAAUCUCAACAUCAGAAGCUAGAGGUCAAGUUGAAAAAUGGCUGGUUGAACUGGAGGCAGCUAUGCUGAAGUCUGUCCACAGGGUCAUUGGGGAUGCACUUGAAGCUUAUCCAAAAACUCCACGUGUUAAUUGGGUAAGAGAGUGGCCUGGACAAACAGUUCUUUGUGUGUCCCAAACUUUCUGGACAAUGCAAGUACAGUUGUCUAUUAGAAAUGGCCAAAAGGCACUAGAGGAUUUUCUGGAACAGAAUAAUAGACAGAUUGAGGACGUUGUCACCUUGGUGCGAGGAAAGCUGUCUAAGCAGAAUCGAGUGACGCUAGGAGCACUUGUUGUGCUUGAUGUUCAUGCUAGGGAUGUUCUUGCAUCUCUAGUAAGCAAGAAAGUCAAAGAUGAGAAUGACUUUGAAUGGUUAAGUCAGCUUAGGUACUACUGGGAGGAAGGGCAUCUACAAACAAAGAUGAUCAAUGCAGGACUGAGGUAUGGAUAUGAAUAUCUGGGCAAUACUCCUAGGCUGGUUAUUACUCCACUUACAGAUAGAUGCUACAGAACCCUAUUUGGUGCACUACACCUACAUCUUGGAGGUGCCCCUGAAGGUCCUGCUGGAACUGGAAAAACAGAAACUACAAAAGAUUUAGCAAAGGCUGUAGCUAAACAGUGUGUCGUUUUCAAUUGUUCUGAUGGAUUGGAUUACCUUGCAUUAGGAAAAUUUUUUAAGGGUUUAUUGUGUUGUGGAGCAUGGGCUUGCUUUGAUGAAUUCAACAGGAUUGAUUUGGAAGUACUGUCAGUGGUUGCUCAGCAGAUUUUUACUAUCCAAAGAGGCAUUAAUUCAGGAUCUGAUUUAAUAGUAUUUGAAGGAACUGAACUGAAACUGAACCCUACAUGUGCUGUCUUCAUUACUAUGAAUCCUGGUUAUGCUGGGCGUUCAGAGCUUCCUGAUAAUCUUAAGGCUCUCUUUAGAACAGUAGCUAUGAUGGUUCCUGAUUAUGCCAUGAUUGCAGAGAUUGUUCUGUAUUCUUGUGGUUUUGUUACUGCCCGACCUCUGUCUGUAAAAAUAGUGGCUACAUAUCGUCUGUGUUCCGAGCAGUUAUCUUCUCAGCACCAUUAUGAUUAUGGAAUGAGAGCUGUGAAGUCAGUACUCACUGCUGCUGGCAACCUGAAGCUGAAGUAUCCAUUGGAAGAUGAAGAAAUUUUGCUCCUUAGAUCCAUUACAGAUGUCAACCUGCCUAAAUUUUUGUCUCAUGAUUUACCACUUUUUGAGGGUAUUACUUCUGAUUUGUUUCCGGGUGUGAAGCUACCAAAAGCAGACUACAAUGACCUGUUGGAAGCCAUCAAAACAAACUGUGAUGCUAUGAAUUUGCAAAUGACUGACGUAUUUACUAUGAAGAUCCUACAGAUAUAUGAGAUGAUGAUUGUGCGUCAUGGCUUUAUGAUAGUGGGAGAGCCUUUUGGGGGAAAAACAUCUGCAUAUCGAGUUCUGGCAGGAGCUUUGGGAGACAUGUGUGAGAAGGGGCUGAUGGAAGAAAACAAGGUUCAGAUCACUGUUUUAAAUCCUAAAUCCAUAACAAUGGGUCAGCUAUAUGGACAAUUUGAUCCAGUGUCACAUGAAUGGUCAGAUGGCAUCCUAGCAGUGAGCUUCAGAGCAUUUGCAUCUUCCCCAACUCCAGAUAGAAAAUGGCUGGUUUUUGAUGGACCAGUGGAUGCAGUAUGGAUUGAGAAUAUGAAUACUGUGCUUGAUGAUAAUAAGAAGUUGUGCCUUAUGAGUGGAGAGAUCAUCAAAAUGUCACAGCAAAUGAGCCUUAUUUUUGAACCAAUGGAUUUAGAAGUUGCUUCUCCUGCUACUGUUUCAAGGUGUGGUAUGGUCUAUAUGGAGCCCCAUAUGUUAGGCUGGAGACCAUUAAUGAUGUCUUGGCUAAAUACAAUGCAUUUGGGAAUCAGUUCUGUGCAUAAAGAAUUUAUAAUAGGCCUAUUUGACAGAAUGGUUCCGCUCUGUCUUGAGUUUAUUAGGAAAUACACAAAGGAACUGUCUCCUACUUCAGAUACAAACUUAAUUCGAUCAUUAAUGAAUCUGAUGGACUGCAUGAUGGAUGAAUUUGCUGAUGAAGCCACAGUUAAAGCUAUGAAUGACCAUGACAUUUUCUCUUGGCUUGAGGGUGCUUUUUUGUUUUCACUGAUAUGGUCUGUAGGAGCUAGCUGUAAGGAAGAUGGUCGACUAAAAUUUGACAAAGUUGUGAGAGAAAUGCUUAAUGGACCAGUUAGUGAGGAGACAAUACAACAGUACAAACUGUUGAGCAGUAUUGAUCAACAGCCUUCAAAAGCUUUCACAGUCCCAUUUCCAACAGAAGGAACAAUUUAUGAUUAUCGGUUUGUCAAAAAGGGAGCAGGAAUUUGGGAACCUUGGGUGGAAACACUCAAAUCAGCUCCUCCCAUACGUCAAGAUAUGAUGUUUAAUGAAAUAAUUGUGCCAACUCUGGAUACAGUUCGAUACAUGGCAUUGAUGGAAUUGUUGACAGUGCAUCAAAAACCUUCUAUAUUUGUGGGGCCAACAGGAACUGGAAAAAGUACCUAUAUUACUGAUUUUCUUUUAAAUAAUUUGAAUAAAGAAGUCUACAAGCCACUGCUCGUUAACUUUUCAGCACAAACUACAGCAGCUCAGACUCAGAAUAUUGUAAUGUCCAAGCUCGACAAAAGGAGAAGAGGAAUUUUUGGACCUCCUCUUGGGAAAAGAAUGGUUGUAUUUGUAGAUGAUGUUAAUAUGCCAGCACGAGAGGUCUAUGGUGCUCAACCUCCUGUUGAAUUGCUACGGCAGUGGUUAGAUCACUGGAAUUGGUAUGACCUUAAAGACUGCUCCAUGAUUAAACUUGUAGAUGUUCAGAUUGUGUGUGCAAUGGGACCACCAGGUGGUGGUCGAAACCCAGUAACACCACGAUUCUUGCGACACUUUAAUACAGUUACUAUUAAUGAGUUUGAUGACAAAUCCAUGUACACAAUUUUUUCUAGAAUCUUAGACUGGCAUCUAACUGUAUGUUAUAGCUUUCCAUCACAAUAUGUAGAACUGACUCCACAAAUUAUUAAUGGAACCAUGAGUAUGUAUAAAGCAGCUAUGAAGAAUCUGCUUCCUACUCCAGCCAAAUCUCACUAUUUGUUCAAUCUCCGUGACUUUUCACGUGUUAUUCAAGGUGUUUGCCUGUCAAGGCCUGAAACAACAGAAUCAAAGUAACUCCUAAAGAAUUACAUUUUUAUUAUACAGGUUCUUAGAGUGUAUUAUGAUCGCUUGGUGGAUAAUCCUGACCGGGCUUGGCUUGUUGGAUUUAUCCAAGAAGUAGUGAAAAAUGACUUACAUGAAGACUUUCAUGAACUUUUCCAGAAUCUGGACUUCAACAAUGAUGGCAAAGUAGAAGAAGAUGACUUGCAUAGCUUAAUGUUUUGUGAUUUUCAUGACCCUAAGAGAGAGGACACUAAAUACAGGGAGAUCAGUGAUGUAGAUCAAUUGAGAUUAGUUGUAGAGAGUCACCUUGAAGAGUUUAAUAACAUCAGCAAAAAGCCAAUGCAGCUUGUCUUGUUCCGAUUUGCUAUAGAACAUAUUUGUAGAAUUUCCCGUAUUCUGAAACAGCCUCGCAGCCAUGCUCUCCUUGUUGGUGUUGGAGGUAGUGGUCGGCAAUCUCUUACUCGGUUAGCAGCCCAUAUGGCUGAAUACAACCUUUUUCAGGUUGAAAUAACGAAAAGUUAUGGUAUCAGUGAGUGGCAUAAAGACUUAAAAGUCAUACUAAGAAGAUCUACUGAAGGGGAAAUGCAGGGAGUGUUUUUGUUCACAGAUACACAGAUUAAAAAGGAAUCAUUCUUAGAAGACAUUAACAACUUACUAAAUGCGGGUGAAGUGCCAAACCUCUUUGCAGUAGAUGAGAAACAAGAAAUUUGUGAACAAAUGCGUCAAGUAGAUCGCCAGCGGGACAGGACAAAACGGACAGAUGGCAGUCCUAUAGCUCUUUUUAACAUGUUUGUUGAUCGCUGUCGAGAUCAGCUUCAUAUAGUACUGGCAAUGAGUCCCAUUGGAGAUGCUUUCCGUAAUCGCCUUCGUAAAUUUCCAGCUCUUGUCAACUGCUGCACACUCGACUGGUUUCAGACGUGGCCUGAAGAUGCAUUAGAAGCUGUUGCCUCUCGCUUCUUGGAAGAUAUCGAAAUGUCAGAGGAAACUCGAAGUGGGUGUAUUGAUAUGUGUAAAAGCUUUCAUAUGUCUACCAUUGUUUUAUCUGACUUAUACUAUGCAGAGCUUCAAAGACGCAACUAUGUUACACCUACUUCAUACUUGGAAUUGAUCUCCACUUUUAAAAGUCUACUCGAAAAGAAACGCAUUAAGGUGAUGAAAAUGAAAAGAAGAUAUGAAGUUGGCGUGGAGAAACUGGACUCUGCUGCAUCUCAAGUAGCCUUGAUGCAAUCUGAGCUGGAGGCUCUGCAACCUCAGUUACGUGAAGCUAGCAAACAGGUUGAUGAGAUGAUGGUCGUUAUUCAAAAAGAAUCUUUAGAAGUAGCCAAAACUGAAAAAGUCGUGAAAGCUGAUGAAGCAGUGGCAAAUGAGCAGGCUAUGGCUGCAAAAGCCAUCAAAGAUGAAUGUGAUGCUGACUUAGCACAAGCUAUGCCUUGUUUAGAAAGUGCUCUGGCUGCCCUUGACACUCUAACUGCACAGGAUAUUACAGUGGUUAAGUCCAUGAAGAGUCCUCCUGCUGGUGUCAAGCUUGUAAUGGAAGCUAUAUGCAUACUUAAGGGCAUCAAAGCAGAUAGGAUUCCAGAUCCAACAGGUUCUGGAAAAAAAGUUGAGGAUUUCUGGGGUCCUGCUAAGAGACUUCUGGGUGACAUAAGAUUUCUUCAGUCUCUUCAUGAAUAUGACAAGGAUAACAUUCCCCCAGCUUACAUGGCUAUCAUAAGAAAACAGUAUCUUACAAAUCCCGAGUUUGUACCAGACAAAAUUCGAAAUGCUUCCACGGCAGCAGAGGGUCUGUGCAAAUGGGUCAUAGCCAUGGAGUUUUACGAUACAGUGACAAAAAACGUUGCACCCAAAAAGCUAAAGUUGAAUCAAGCUGAAGGAAAAUUAAAGAUCGCUAUGGAAGGUCUAAGAAAGAAACAAGCAGACCUGAAAGAGGUGCAAGAUAAAUUGGCUGUACUCCAGCAGAGACUGGAAUCCAAGAAACAGGAGAAGGCUGACUUGGAAAAUCAGGUUGACUUAUGUAGCAAAAAACUACAGCGAGCAGAACAAUUGAUUGGUGGCCUUGGGGGUGAGAAAACUCGCUGGCAUGAGACUGCUUUGGAGCUGGGAAGGCAGUACGUCAAUUUGACUGGAGAUAUACUUAUUUCAUCAGGAGUUGUAGCUUACCUAGCAGCCUUUACAUCCAGCUACAGACAAAUGCAAACUAAAGAGUGGGCAUUGCUAUGUAAAACAAAAGACAUUCCUUUUUCUGAUGAUUUUUCCUUAACAAACACACUGGGAGACCCCGUGGAGAUCAGAGCUUGGAAUAUUGCUGGACUACCUUCUGACAUGUUUUCUAUUGAUAAUGGCAUCAUUAUCUCUAAUGCAAGAAGAUGGCCCCUGAUGAUAGAUCCUCAAGGUCAAGCAAAUAAAUGGAUAAAGAACAUGGAAAAAGCCAAUAACUUGCAUAUAAUCAAACUCAGUGACCCUCAAUUUGUUACAACACUGGAAAAUUGCAUUCAGUUUGGCAGUCCCGUGCUACUGGAGAAUGUUGGAGAAGAACUUGAUCCUAUCCUAGAGCCACUUUUGCUCAAACAGACAUUUAAGCAGUCAGGGAGUAUAUGCAUUUGCCUUGGAGACUCCAUUAUCGAGUACGCUCCUGAAUUCCGCUUUUAUAUUACAACUAAGCUGAGAAAUCCACAUUAUCUUCCUGAAACAUCUGUUAAGGUAACAUUAUUGAACUUCAUGAUAACUUCAGAAGGAAUGCAGGAUCAGCUUCUUGGAAUUGUAGUUGCAAGAGAAAGGCCAGAUCUUGAAGAAGAAAAACAAGCCCUUAUCUUUCAAGGGGCUGAGAAUAAAAGACAACUAAAAGAAAUAGAAGACAAGAUUUUAGAAGUUCUUUCAGCCUCAGAAGGAAACAUUUUGGAGGAUGAAACUGCUAUCAAGAUAUUGUCUUCUUCCAAAGUUCUGGCUAAUGAGAUUUCUGAAAAGCAAGCUGUAGCUGAAGAGACAGAAAAGAAGAUUGAUGCUACUCGUAUGGGCUAUCGUCCUAUUGCUAUCCAUUCGUCAAUCUUGUUUUUUUCUAUAGCUGAUCUAGCCAACAUUGAGCCAAUGUACCAGUAUUCACUCAUGUGGUUUAUUAACCUUUUCAUCAUGUCUAUAGAUAAUUCGGAGCAAUCAGAAGUUCUACAAACAAGGUUGAAGAUCCUCAAGGAUCAUUUUACAUACUCACUUUAUGUCAAUGUGUGUCGCUCCCUCUUUGAAAAGGACAAGCUGCUCUUCUCUUUUUGUCUAACUGUGAAUCUCCUCAAAUAUGAAAAAUUGAUUAAUGAGAACGAGUGGAAAUUUCUAUUGACUGGAGGCAUAGGUUUGGACAAUCCCUUUUCUAAUCCAUGUCCCUGGCUCCCUUCAAAAUCGUGGGAUGAAAUUUGUCGACUAGAAGAUUUGCCAUGCUUCACAAACAUUCGCGAGGAUUUUAUGCGGCUGAAGGAUGGAUGGAAAUUGGUAUAUGGCAGCUUGGAUCCUCAGCAUGAGGAUUUUCCUGCAGAGUGGCAAGACAAGUUGGGGGAGUUCCAAAGGAUGCUUAUCAUUCGCUGCCUGAGACCUGACAAAAUAAUACCAAUGGUGCAGGAAUUUGUUGUUCACAACCUGGGCCGUCCGUUUAUUGAGCCACCUCCGUUUGAUUUGUCAAAAGCUUUUUCUGAUAGUCAUUCUUGUGUUCCACUGAUAUUUAUACUUUCUCCUGGUGCCGACCCCAUGGCAGCCCUUCUUAAGUUUGCCGACGAUCAGGGAUACGGUGGGACAAAGCUUAGUUCUCUGUCACUUGGUCAAGGCCAAGGCCCGAUAGCCAUGAAAAUGAUAGAGAAGGCGGUAAAGGAAGGAACAUGGAUAGUUCUGCAAAACUGCCAUCUAGCAAGUUCAUGGAUGCCAAUACUGGAAAGAGUUUGUGAGGAGCUAAACCCUGAUACCACACAUCCAGAUUUCCGAAUUUGGCUCACCAGUUACCCAUCUGCCACGUUCCCGGUGUCUGUACUUCAGAGUGGAGUGAAGAUGACUAAUGAAGCACCAAAAGGUUUACGGGCCAAUAUUAUUCGUUCGUACCUGAUGGAUCCAAUAUCUGAUCCUGACUUUUUCAACAGCUGCAGAAAACCUGCGGAGUUCAAGACAUUGCUGUAUGGCCUCUGCUUCUUCCACGCACUGGUGCAAGAAAGGCGGAAUUUUGGGCCGUUGGGUUGGAACAUUCCGUAUGAGUUCAAUGAGACUGACCUGCGCAUCAGCGUCCAGCAGCUGCACAUCUUCCUUGACCAGUACGAGGAGGUGCCAUAUGAUGCUCUGCGCUAUAUGACUGGAGAAUGUAAUUAUGGUGGUAGAGUCACCGAUGACUGGGAUCGGCGUACGCUCCGUAGUAUUCUAAACAUGUUCUUUUCCUCAGAAAUCAUUACAAAUGUAAAUUAUAAAUUUGAUCCAAGUGGCCUUUAUUUUGCUCCUCCUGAAGGAGAUUACCAAAGCUAUAUCGAAUAUACAAAGACUCUUCCACUGAAUCCUUCCCCAGAGAUAUUUGGAAUGAACACAAAUGCCGAUAUUACCAAGGAUCAGUCAGAAACGCACCUGUUAUUUGAUAACAUAAUUCUUACACAGUCUCGGGCAUCUCAUGGUGGUGCAAAAUCCACUGAUGAAGUUGUUCAUGAAGUAACAGGUGACAUCCUGAGCAAACUUCCUCCAAAUUUUGACAUUGAAGCAGCAAUGAGAAGAUAUCCAACCACUUAUACUCAGAGCAUGAAUACUGUCCUUGUCCAAGAGAUGGGACGCUUUAACAAGUUAUUGCAGACAAUACGGAACUCCUGCAUUAACAUCCAGAAAGCAAUAAAGGGGCUAGUGGUGAUGUCUGCUGAACUGGAAGAAGUGGUAAACAGCAUUCUGAAAGGCAAAAUUCCAGGGCUGUGGAUGAAUAAGUCUUACCCAAGCCUCAAGCCUCUAGGCAGCUAUGUGACUGACUUCCUUAACAGACUGAAGUUCUUACAGCUGUGGUAUGAAAAUGGAACUCCACCAGUCUUCUGGAUUUCAGGAUUCUUCUUCACUCAAGCAUUCUUAACAGGUGCCCAGCAGAACUAUGCCAGAAAAUACACCAUUCCGAUAGACCUACUAGAAUUUGACUAUGAAGUGCUGGAAGAUAAGGAAUAUGAAGUUGCUCCUGAAGAUGGAGUCUACGUUCAGGGAUUGUUCUUGGAUGGAGCACGCUGGAACAGGCAAACUAAGAAGCUAGGAGAAUGUCAUCCAAAAAUCCUCUAUGAUACAGUACCUGUGAUAUGGCUAAAGCCAUGUAGGAGAGCAGACAUUCCACAGAGACCAAGUUAUCUGGCCCCAGUGUAUAAGACCAGCGAGAGACGAGGGAUCCUGUCCACUACAGGCCAUUCCACCAACUUUGUCAUCGCAAUGACUCUCCCUUCAGACAAACCGCAAGAACACUGGAUCAGACGGGGUGUGGCGUUGCUAUGUCAGCUUAACUCAUAA